UGCUGAAUAAGCAAUUUCUCACGUGACUCAUUUCGGUGAAGGUACCGCAUAGGCAUGUUACUCGUGAUCCAUUGCACGUUAUUUCUAGCCCGUGAUUUAGCAGUUUUGAGCACGUGAGUGUCCCCGUGGUCAUGCGCGUUGCCCCCCACUCUUAUCGCUCCAAUCCUUUUACCCCCGUUAUCUCGCACGUGAUGCAAUUCGGCCACGGAUGUAGCCAGAGGAAUGAUCUGAUAUUUCUCCACGUGGAGAUUUCUGGAUCAUUUGCGGAGGUAUACAGAUUUCGACCCAGAAAAUAUUGGAAAUCCUCCAAAGAUAGGCAAUUCCUAUGUAGAAGAGAAUUCGUAUUGAUGACCAACCUCUCUGGUGCGGCCACCAUAUCAAAUUCCCCCGUUCAUAACAGAAAUUCGAUUGAUUUUUCACAGCUGGCGGCUUAUGCGGAUAAACGGCUGAAAGGGGCCCUUCCCUGUGAAAAACGCAUCAAUGCGAUAACUGCUGAUCGCAUUGGCACUUGAAACUACACGAUGGUUAAUACUUCGUAAUCAUUAAUCGUUAUAUACAGCCUAG
Suhomyces tanzawaensis NRRL Y-17324 is the source of this 564-nucleotide messenger RNA. RefSeq lists its product as uncharacterized. Lineage: Eukaryota; Fungi; Ascomycota; Pichiomycetes; Serinales; Debaryomycetaceae. The coding region runs from base 132 to 512 and encodes 126 amino acids. The transcript has a single exon. The record is from RefSeq and is a predicted model, not a curated record.